Messenger RNA from Linum tenue, 2431 nucleotides. The record is from the annotation of a GenBank genome assembly. NCBI's taxonomy places the organism in Eukaryota, Viridiplantae, Streptophyta, Magnoliopsida, Malpighiales, Linaceae.
CAAAAAGAUUCAUAUAAUAGAUCUAAAAAAAAUUAUUCAUAUAAUUGAGACCUAUUUACAAGAAUCAAGAUCGUUGUAAAAAAUGAUUCCCCAAACAUUGUUUUCCAAAAAGCUAGUUUUUGUAAAAUAUGGAUUUUUAUGAACAACCAUUGAAAAAAUAAGAAAAUAAAAAACGAAAUUGACGCAGCAGAGACAAGUGGACACGUAAGCAGUCCAAGUAGUGGCGCAGCCGCACUAUAUAAUCCGCCCGGCACUUGCCUCUGCAAAACCCGGCUGCGGCUUUCUCCUUUCCAGUGUUGGAGAAAGGAAUAGGAAAAGAGGGAAAAUAGAAGUUAUCGAACAAAAUUUGCCCAACCGAAAGAAAUUAAAAAUUACAUACACAAGUUGCAGAGGAACAAAGCUAUCCGUUCUUCUUCUCAGUAGUCAGUACAACCGUUGUAUUGGGCAGAGUGGGAGGGCGGCCAAAACCCUAAGUCUCAUUGCUGUUUCAAGAUUUCAAUCCUGUCAGGAAACUCGUAUAAAUCCAGGAAUGGCACUCUUUUCGCAGGCUGGUCCAUCGUGUACCCUCCCUAGGGAGUUUGUGCAAUGCAAAGCAGGACAAGGUGCCCUUUUUGUCGCACCUAACAGUAGAGAGUCAUCUGAUCUUAGAUUUUCCUCACCAUCAUGCAAGAAACCCGGGUUGCUAAGGUUGCAUACUCCGGCCAAAAGAAGCCGUCGUGUAGUUGUUAAUGCAAGCCCUCCUACAGAAGAUGCUGUGGUUGCUACAGAGCCACUAACCAAAGAGGAUCUUGUAGGAUACCUUGCCUCUGGUUGCAAGACUAAAGAAAAUUGGCGGAUAGGCACAGAACAUGAGAAGUUUGGUUUUGACAUUGGAACUUUACGUCCUAUGAGAUAUGAGCAAAUUGCGGAGUUGCUUAAUAGUAUUGCUGAGAGAUUUGAUUGGGAUAAAAUAAUGGAAGGUGACUACAUCAUAGGACUGAAGCAGGGGAAACAGAGCAUAUCACUAGAGCCUGGUGGUCAGUUUGAACUUAGUGGUGCACCUCUUGAAACAUUGCAUCAAACUUGUGCUGAGGUCAACUCACACCUGUAUCAGGUAAAAGCUGUUGCUGAAGAAAUGGGAAUUGGAUUCCUAGGAAUUGGGUUCCAGCCUAAGUGGGGAAUCAAAGACAUACCUAUCAUGCCCAAGGGAAGAUAUGAUAUCAUGAAGAACUACAUGCCUAAAGUUGGCACAUUGGGACUAGAUAUGAUGUUCAGGACAUGCACUGUUCAGGUUAAUCUGGACUUCAGUUCUGAAGCUGACAUGAUAAGGAAAUUUCGCGCUGGUCUAGCAAUGCAACCGAUUGCGACAGCUCUCUUUGCAAACUCACCUUUUACUGAAGGAAAGCCAAAUGGUUAUCUCAGCAUGAGAAGCCAUAUUUGGACUGAUACUGACAAUAACCGCUCUGGGAUGUUACCUUUUGUCUUUGAUAACUCGUUCGGAUUUGAGCAGUAUGUUGAUUAUGCUCUUGAUGUUCCCAUGUAUUUCGUUUAUCGGAACAAGAGAUAUGUUGACUGCACUGGAAUGUCAUUCCGGGACUUUCUGGCUGGAAAGCUUCCUUCCCUGCCUGGUGAAUUGCCGACCCUUAAUGACUGGGAGAAUCAUUUGACAACAAUAUUUCCAGAGGUUAGACUGAAAAGAUACUUGGAGAUGAGGGGUGCUGAUGGAGGACCCUGGAGACGGUUGUGUGCGUUGCCUGCAUUUUGGGUAGGACUGUUGUAUGAUGAGGACUCCCUUCAAAAUGUUCUUGACAUGGUAGCUGAUUGGACGCCUGAAGAAAGGCAAAUGUUGCGUGAUAAGGUUCCAAGGAUGGGGUUGAAGACUCCAUUUCGAGAUGGAUUUCUAAAGCACAUUGCUGUAGAUGUUGUGCAGAUGGCCAAGGAUGGAUUGGAAAGAAGAGGGUUCAAGGAAGUUGGCUUCUUGAACGAGGUUGCAGAAGUAGUCAGAACAGGUGUGACUCCGGCUGAGAAGCUUUUGGACUUGUACAAUGGGAAAUGGGGACAAUCAGUUGAUCCUGUUUUUGAGGAGCUUCUCUACUAAAUUGCUGCAAUUAGGUUCUUUCACUAGCACUUUCCGAUGGCUGCUACUUUUGUGUGUAAAAUACUUUUGUCCUCCCAAGCCUUUUUGCAAUAAUCAUUGCGGUGGGUUUCUGGUUUCUCUCAGGAGACCAGUAGAUAACCCCACAAGAAUAAGUUCCCCGUGCUGAUGUAUAUCCUUGGAGGAGGACUCUCUCCAACAGGGCUCUCCUCCUGGAAUGUAGCUUAAGAUACCUGUGUUGAAGUGAUGAACUAGUUAAUGUGUUCAGCUCCAUGAACCUCAUUUAUGCUAGAACAUGGUCUUUCCAUGGCCAUUUUGUGGAUCUGGUCUGGUUAACUUUACAAACUUGGUUGGUGU